AGCACUUUAUUUUUCAAGGAAGUUCCGCGUUUCAUAGGGACUGGAUUUAUUUGAUUUAGCCUUCACUCAGCAACAAUUUUUCAUGAAGUAGGCUAUUCGAUUGUCUUCGAUAAUAAAAGGUCGCUUGCGCGCACACAUGGUCUAAGAAGGCCACUUUGUGGAUACACUUGGUAAAUAGUCGUUUAAAAGUUUCUGUUUGGGCGUAAUUCUUUGCAGCAAGAUGUCUAUUCACAAUACCUCCACAUCAUACAGGACCGUCAGCGUCUCGUCGGACCCGGCCACCACAGUUCUAUCCCCGGGCCAAUACAUCGACGGUGGCCAAUACAUCGACGGUUACAGAGCUAUGAGUGUUUCGUCUGCUCCGGUACAGUAUGGUAUCGGUAAUGGCUACGAGACCGUGCGCUACCUGAUGCCGGUACAGCAGGCGAUGCAGCAGCAGCAGAUGCAGUACGUGUUGGUCAACCAGGCCCCACAGGUUAUGCAGCAAAUGGUGGCACCUGUAUAUUUGCAGAAUAUCGAGAGUGUCAGUGUGAGUAGUUUGGAAGAAUCGAACAUCUACCGACAACAAAAUGUAGAGAAUGUGAAUGGGAGAACUCCUUCUGUCUUCAGCCAGACGUCUAGCUCCAUCAAGAGCCCUGAGCCUAGUGUCGGAGAGGAGGAGGAAGAGGAGGAGGAGGAGGAGGAGGAGGUAGAAGAGGACAUCGUGAACAUUGUGGAGGAGAGGAAGGUGGAGAGGGUGAUAGAGAAAGUGUCUCAGGUGGAUAUAAAGAACAAGGUGAGGGAGGUAGAACCCCUGGUGAAGAUGGACACACGUUUCUUUGGAGAGCUGCUGGCGGAGGUUUAUAGGAAGAACUGUGACAUCCACACCUGCAUCUCAGAACACGUGGCCAAGAUACGUGGACGGAAACACCUCCUGGAUCCCAGCAAUGACUACAAGAUGGAGAGAGAGGACAUCGAGGCCCUGAUCCCCAAAGGAGCAUCUGAACUGACCAAACAGCAGAUCCGCUAUUUGCUGCAGACCCGUAUGACAGCUGACAAGACAAUGCGUCUCCUCCUGACCACCUUCAGCAGUCUGAGGGAGGAGCUGAUCCACAUGUCAGAGGACCUGAGGCGUCUGGAGAGUGAGAAGGAGACCCUUGAGAGAGACCUAAGCUUCAAGGCUGACCAGGCUGAGCAGUAUGACCGCCUCCUAGAGGCUGUACGAGAGAACAACAGACAGCUACAGAUAUCUCUGAAGGAGAGCAGCUUCAGCCAGCGGACCCUGGAGACUCAGCUCCUGAGCAGCCACAGUACAGACUCAGGCAGGGAGUUCCGCGUCAAAGAACUGGAGGGCAGCUACCGAGCCCUGGAGAAAGAGAACGAGAUGCUCAAACAGAAGCUGGCCGGUCAGUGCGGCAGUAGCACCAUUCAGAUGAAGACAGAGGAGCUGUCUCGUCAGUACUCGGAGCAGCUAGCUGCCCUGCGCCAGGAGAAGGACAAGGAACUGCAGAGCCUCAGGACCCAGCUGACACAGAUCACCACGGAGUACACCACGGAGAGAUCAGGUGACAAGAGCCUGCAGCUUCGCAUCACACAGCUGCUGACAACACUGGAGCAGCGGGAGGUCGUCAUCAAACGUCAGGAAGAGGAGAUCUGGCAACUGCAGCAGAAGAAGAGUGACAGCUCCAAGAACGUCACCACGACCACUAUCACCAAAAGGUACAGGAACCAGUACCCCCUCCUGGGCCUGCUGAGUGAUGAAUUCCAAUCCACAUUGCCCGUCAAGGAUGCCAAGACCGUCGUCAUCGAGAGCCGGACGGGGGAGAUUAUCAAACAGGAAAUCAUUACAACCCCUUAAAGACACUGCUUCUCUCUGCUCUGCACAGGAAUGAACGACAAGAAGACCCUGACCCCCCGCAUGCUGCUGCCUCCCCCUCCCUCUUCCUCAGGGCUCCCAGGGUGGUGGUGGUGGUAGGUUCAACACCCUAUAUUUGGGAUGAGUGGUUUUGACCAAAUGGGGUUUGCUUAGAUGGGAGGCUUCACUUUGGUUGGGAUGGGGGGCACCAAAUACUCAACAACCAAAUAUGUUAUAGUAGAAGCUUAUGCUACAGCAAGGAGGGCUGGGGAGGGGACAGGGAAGAGGGGGCUGGUGCUUAUUAGUGUGCAGCUAUCUAGUCCUCUGUCCUCAAUGGAGCCACCACUACCCUGUUAGUCUUUGGGACAACUCCUCUAAAGGCGUUAUGGUGAUAGUAUGGUUACUUUGCAUGUAAAUAAGGAAGCUAAAUAUUAUUUAAUUAUGCGCCAAUUAAAGAGACUGUAUGUUGAAAUUCGCUUUGGCAGACAUUUAAUAAAAAUGGCCACCUCUGUUCUGGUCUUGCUAUUCUUUUGUGGCAAGGUAAUGGUCCAUAGCUGUGAUAUGUUUUAGAUGCAUUUAGUUUCAAGUUUAUACCUUAAGAGGUACAUGGGUAUGUUCUGAUUUGUUUUGAAUGAGGGGUUAUUUGAAUGGAAUGCAGCGCUUGGGUUUGGGGGUUGGAGUGGGUGUAUGAGAAUAUGAAUGACUGGGUUGGAUAUGGACUGGUGCAUGGUUCUAUGGGUAAUAUACGAUGGUGGAUGACCUGGUCAUUUUAUAAACACUGUAUGGAGUACUAUGUUUUUCCUUUGGAUUGUUAUCUGCUGAAGUUCUCUUUCCUAUGCUCUCCCAUUUAAAGUCAACCUGUUAUUUUCUAUUUAGGCCUUAACCUCUGCUUUUUGGAACUGUGAUUAAAAUGUCAAAUUUAA
Molecule: messenger RNA, 2757 nt
Organism: Coregonus clupeaformis (lake whitefish)
Lineage: Eukaryota; Metazoa; Chordata; Actinopteri; Salmoniformes; Salmonidae
Product: protein POF1B
Exons: 13
Coding region: 221-1837 (538 amino acids)
Biological process (GO): bicellular tight junction assembly; actin filament organization; epithelial cell morphogenesis
Cellular component (GO): adherens junction; actin filament; bicellular tight junction
Molecular function (GO): actin filament binding
Source: RefSeq, a predicted model, not a curated record